AGUUUUGGGCUCUGUCCUUUAUUCCAGGAGCAAAGAAGAAUUGGAAAGUGCACUGGAUAAACUGGAAGCAGUUCCAAACAAGGACAUUCAAAGUGUGCUGAAAAUAAGUUAUGGUGAGCUGGAUGAUAAGGAGCAAGAUAUAUUUCUUGAUAUUGCAUGUUUCUUCAAAGGAUAUGAUGUAGAUUUUGUACAAAGAAUACUUGGUGGUUGUGGCCUCUAUGCAAGCACAGGAAUGCAAAGUUUGAUUGAUAAGUCUCUCAUAACCAUCAUCGACAAUGAGCUGCAGAUGCAUGGCCUGCUGCAAGAAAUGGGCGGAGAAAUUGUCCGAGAAGAGUCUAUUAAAGAACCUGGAGAUCGUAGUAGAUUAUGGAAAACUGAGAACAUCCAUCAUGUGUUCAAAAGAAACACAGGAUCUGCAAAAGUUGAAGGCAUAUUCCUAAAUACAUCUGAGAUGAAAGAGAUAAUUCUGAGCCCUGAAAUCUUCUCACAGAUGCAUAAUCUAAGGUUGCUUAAAAUUUAUAAUUUUGAUGAGGAAGAGAAAUGCAAACUGAAAUUUCCUCAAGGUCUUCAUUGCCUUCCUGAUGCACUUACAUAUCUAUAUUGGGAUGGAUACCCUCUUAAAUCUUUGCCAUCAUAGUUUAGUCCAGAGAACAUUGUUAUCCUUCAAAUGCCUAACAGCCAACUUGAGGAACUUUGGAAUGGCGUUCAGGAUCUUGGGAAGUUAAUAGAGAUGGAUCUUAGUCACUCUAAGCACUUGACUAAAAUCCCAGACGUUGCUCACGCUCCGAACCUUGAGACUAUAAAUCUUGAAUACUGUAUAAGUUUGCUUCAACUUCCUCCAACUCUGCAAUAUCAUUGCAAGCUCAGUUCUUUGAACCUGAGAUGCUGCUCAAAACUUGAGAAACUUCCAGAGCUAUCCAGGAAUUUGAAAAGAGUUAGUUUUGGAAGGAUGUACAGAAAUAAAAGAAGUUCCCUCAUCGAUUGGAUCUCUGGACAAACUCGAGUCUUUGAAUCUUCACAACGGUAAAGUCCUUAUGAAUCUUCCGAGCAGCACUAGUAAUAUGGAUUCACUCAAAUCUCUGAGUCUCUCUGCCUGCGCAUCCAUUGACAUGUUUCCAAGUCUUCCAAAGGUUCUAAGUCGGUUAGAUAUAAGUGGAACCACGAUAAAGGCAGUGCCAUCAUCAGUAGACGAACUGUCUGGUCUAGUUAAGUUUUAUCUCAAAGGUUGCAAAAGGCUUGAGAGUCUCCCUACUCGCAUUUAUAAUCUAAAAGCUCUCACAUUUCUUUCUCUCUCUGUAUGCUCAAAAUUGAGAUACAUUCCGGAAAUCUCAGAGCCUUUGGAAAGUUUACGCUUCCUCCAUUUGGAUGAAACAAGAAUUAAAGAGCUACCCUCUUCCAUUGGAAAUCUAAAAGGGCUUAAAGAAUAGAACCUUGACAACUGCUGCAAGCUUAAAGCUCUACCAGACAGCAUCAAUAAGUUAAACAAUACAGAACACUUUUCCUUGUUUGGCUGCUCAAAACUUGAAAAAUUCCCAACUUUAUCAACUUCUUUAGCAAAUUCGGAUGCAUGCCAACAUAGCCUGGAUUUAAAAUUUUUCAAUUGUAUGAAGUUGGAUCAUGAAGCAAGCAGGGGAAUAAUGGCUGAUGUACAUAUCAGAAUUUUGCGUAUGGCAGCUUCUACAUUAAAAACUAAGAAUGAAUUUCCAUUCUUUGCAUCACCCUCGUUAAGAAUUUGGUGUCCAGGAAAUGAAAUUCCAGAUUGGUUUACGUACCAAACAGAGGGAGAUGAAACUCCAGAUUGGUUUACGCGGCCAUCAAAGGGAUCUUCACUGAAUAUCCAGCUUCCUCUAAAUUGGCACUCCAACUUGUUGGGUAUUGCUCUCUGUACUGUUGUUGCAUUCAGGAAUUGCGAUCGUAAUUUACCCUUGUGGAUAUCAUGUAAAUGCUCAUUGAAGAGGAACAAUGGUAUAGGCCAUAAGUUCAACUGGUUUAUGAACUGGAAUAGGAUGAUGGCUAGCAAGACUUGGGGAGUUGCAGAAUCUGAUCACAUGUUCUUGUGUGCAUCAAUUUUCAACCAUCACAAAGUGUGGGAUCAACUAUUAUAUGCCCAAGAUGCAGAGAGACUUGGUAUCCUUAGUCAAGAUGAUAGGGAACCAGAUGUCGAACAUAAUAUAACUAAGAGAAGCCGGAAUGCGUUUGAAGCCGGUGGAGGUGUGAUUUUUAUAAGCUCUGACAAGGAAGAAGAAGAUGAUCAACCAAAUCCUAAGAGAAUUUGAUGCAUCUCUUCCAGAUUAAUGUAAGGUGACUCCUUUCAUCAUUCUAGUAUCCAUUUAUGCUUAGUUAAUUUCUUACUUUGUUUUGGACGUUAAUGGAAUUGUGUUUAGCUUGCAUUAAAUACAAAUUAUUCUACUUCUUAUGCCAAAACCAUUGAAAAUAAAAAAUAAAAAAGAAUCACGCGUUGACAGAGAAAAGAAAACUUGUCAAUUUCACAUUUAAUCUUAUUUACGCUUCAAGCAAAUUAUUCAACUUUUUAUGCUAAGCAAGAAGAAAAGGACAACACCUAAAAAAAAAAAAAAAAAUGGCAAUUUCAUAUGUCAUCUGUUAUUAUGCAUUAUUAUUCGCUAUUAAUCUAUUAUGAAUUUCUUUUUUGUUCAAUUUGAAAAUGUGAUUUUGGAAAAUAUGACAUACAUGUUCUCAUACUUUCCCCUUGUAUUGGCGUUAAAGGAUUACUCUCACUCAAAACCCUAUCCAGUCUCUGAAUAGGAUUAACAUCUAGCUUGAGUUUGAGUUUGAGUUUGUAGUUCAGUUCAUCCCUCCUUAAUUUGCAACUUUCCAGUGACUAUAAGAUGGUUAAAAUUUAAGACAAUGAUUGAAGUGGUACCCUUGAGAAUUGGGUGUUUCAAAAAUCUUCAGUCCUUUCUUCUGCGUUACCGCAGAAGACUUAGGAUCUUCCCACCGACAGUUGUAAGUU
This is a messenger RNA of Ziziphus jujuba (common jujube), 2971 nucleotides long. RefSeq names its product disease resistance protein RPP2B-like. NCBI's taxonomy places the organism in Eukaryota, Viridiplantae, Streptophyta, Magnoliopsida, Rosales, Rhamnaceae. The transcript is spliced from 5 exons. The record is from RefSeq and is a predicted model, not a curated record. The coding region runs from base 1605 to 2276 and encodes 223 amino acids.